CAUCCAAAGAACACCAUACCUACUGUGAAGCAUGGUGGUGGAAACAUCAUGCUUUGGGGCUGUUUUUCUGCAAAGGGACCAGAACGACUAAUCCGUUUUAAAGGAAAGAAUGAAUGGGGCCGUGUGUUGUGAGAUUUUGAGUGAAAACCUCCUUCCAUCAGCAAGGGCAUUGAAGAUGAAACGUGGCCGGGUCUUUCAGCAUGACAAUGAUCCCAAACACAAUGCCCGGGCAACGAAGGAGUGGUUUCGUAAGAAGCAUUUCAAGGUCCUGGAGUGCCCUAGCCAGUCUCCAGAUCUCAACCCCAUAGAAAAUCUUUGUAGGGAGUUGAAAGUCUGUGUUGCCCAGCAACAGCCCCAAAACAUCACUGCUCUAGAGGAGAUCUGCAUGGAGGAAUGGGCCAAAAUACCAGAAAGUGUGUGAACCUUGUGGAGACUUACAGAAAACGUUUGACCUCUGUCAUUGCCAACAAUGGGUAUAUAACAAAGUAUUGAGAAACUUUUGUUAUUGACCAAAUACUUUCCACCAUAAUUUGCAAAUAAAUUCAUUAAAAAUCCUACAAUGUGAUUUUUUGGAUUUCUUUUUCUCAUUUUGUCUGUCAUAGUUGAAGUGUACCUAUGCUGAAAAUUACAGGCCUCAUCUUUUUACGUGGGUGAACUUGCACAAUUGUUGGCUGACUAAAUACUUUUUUGCCCUACUACCUAUUACCAGCUACCAUCACUACUGUGUUCCAAUAGUAUGUUGUGAACUAAUCCAAGUUUAUUGUUUUUAGAAGGCUCAUUGACCAUUAUUAAACCCUUUUGCAAUUAUGUUAGCACAGCUAAAAACUGUUGUUCUGAUUUUAAAGAAGCAGUAAAACUGGCCGCCUUUAGACUAGGUGAGCAUCAGCAUUUGUGGGUUUGAUUACAGGCUCAAAAUGUCCAGGAACAAAGAACUUACUUCUGAAACUGGUCAGUCUAUUCUUGUUCUGAGAAAUGAAGGAUGUUCCAUGUGAGAAAUUACCAAGAAACUGAAGGCCUCGUACUACCCCCUUCACAGAACAGUGCAAACCGUCUCUAACCAGAAUAGAAAGGAGUGGGAGGCCCCGGUGCACAACUGAGCAAGAGGACAAGUAUAUUAGUGUCUAGUUUGAGAAACAGAUGUCUCACAAGUCCUCAACUGGCAGCUUCAUUAAAAAGGGUUUUUCUAUUCAAUUCGCCUUUUUUUAAAUGAUAAAUUUGGAUUAGCUAACACAAUGCACCAUUGGAACACAGUGAUGGUUGCUGAUUAUGGGCUUCUGUACAUCUAAGUAGAUAUUCCAUAAAAAUCUGUCUUUUCCAGCUACAAUAGUAAUUAACUAUGUCUACACUGUAUUUCUGAUAAAUGUUGUUAUUUUAAUGGGCUAAAAAUGUGACUCUCUCUUCAGACAUUUGUAAAUGACCCCAAACUUUUGAACGGUUUUGUAGUGCGUUUUGGAACUAUUCAGACCCCUUUUAUCCAUAUUUUGUUACGUUAGUGUUAUUCUAAAAUGGAUGUAAUUUGUGUGUGUAUAAUAUAUAUAAUUUGCGAUAGUCAUAUUGUCGUUCUGAGUAUGUCGCUUCUUUCAGCUCCCUCUGUUUCGACGUGGACCAGUCCCAUGGAUCAUCUUAACGUCUUUCACUCAUCCCUUUCUACCCUGGUCUGGGGCUGGUUGGGGCACAAUUACACUGUUUUGAGGGAGGGGGAUGGGAGUAAAUGAACCUAGUUUCAGGCAGAUUUCUUAACUGUUACUUAAAAUAUUUCAAAUGUACAUUUUGUAUUUUCAGACCAUUGCCCUCUUGAACAUUUACCGUAACCCUCAAAACACUGCCCAGUCUGCCGAUGGUUUGCGCUGUGCCGUCAGUGAUGUGGAGAUGCAGGAGCAUUACGAUGAGUUCUUUGAGGAGGUCUUCACAGAGAUGGAGGAGAAGUACGGAGAGGUGGAGGAGAUGAAUGUGUGCGACAACCUGGGAGACCAUCUGGUUGGAAACGUAUACCUGAAGUUCCGUCGUGAGGAAGUCGCGGAGAAGGCUGUGAUGGAUCUGAAUAACCGCUGGUUCAACGGUCAACCAAUCCACGCCGAGCUCUCUCCCGUUACCGACUUCAGAGAAGCCUGCUGCCGACAGUACGAGAUGGGGGAGUGCACUCGAGGAGGCUUCUGUAACUUCAUGCACCUGAAACCCAUCUCCAGGGAGCUGAGGAGGGAGCUGUACGGUCGCCGCAGGAAGAAGGGGGGGGGCCAUCGUUCUCGCUCCCGUUCCAGGGAACGCCGUUCUCGCUCGAGGGAUAGAGGCAGGGGAGGCGGACGUGACCGCAAGAGAAGGCGUUCCAGAGAACGCUCUGGCAGGUUCUAAACCAAGCCGCCACCUCACGUCCAUCCCUCCCCAUUAUCAUUCUCCAUCAUACUCAAAUCCAUAUCUUUCCCUCCAUUGCUGCCUUUUCAAUUCCCUGUUGGCCCUUUCAUAUUGUCCCAAUGACUAAAAUGAAUUGGAAAAUGUUGGACUUGUUAUUUUCCUUUUUUAUAAUUUUUAUUCAAGAAAUGUAAAGCUUGCCUUCUCAAUAAAAAAAAAGUAAAGUAAACAUGA
Molecule: messenger RNA, 2580 nt
Organism: Oncorhynchus masou masou (cherry salmon)
Lineage: Eukaryota; Metazoa; Chordata; Actinopteri; Salmoniformes; Salmonidae
Product: splicing factor U2AF 35 kDa subunit-like
Exons: 6
Coding region: 1762-2349 (195 amino acids)
Biological process (GO): mRNA splicing, via spliceosome
Cellular component (GO): spliceosomal complex; U2AF complex
Molecular function (GO): pre-mRNA 3'-splice site binding; metal ion binding
Source: RefSeq, a predicted model, not a curated record